Rosa rugosa (rugosa rose) is the source of this 804-nucleotide messenger RNA. RefSeq names its product alpha carbonic anhydrase 4-like. Lineage: Eukaryota; Viridiplantae; Streptophyta; Magnoliopsida; Rosales; Rosaceae. Bases 1 to 804 code for a protein of 267 amino acids. The record is from RefSeq and is a predicted model, not a curated record. The transcript is spliced from 7 exons. Gene Ontology annotation, molecular function: carbonate dehydratase activity; zinc ion binding.
AUGGUUAAAUCAAAGAAAGUCCAUCUUCAGUUCAUUGCUUUCACUCUUUUUCUUCUGUCCGGGCACCCCAUCAGACCCGUCAGAGGCCAAGGAGUGAAAGAAAUAGGGUAUGAUUAUAGGCAAGGGAGCCCCAAGGGACCAGAGCACUGGGGAGAGCUCAAGGAAGAAUGGAAGGAAUGCAAAGAUAGAAAAUUACAAUCGCCAGUAGAUUUGUUGCCUUCGAAUGCUAGAAAAGCAAUCUCAAGAGUAGAUGAUCUUAACAUGAGCUAUAAGCCUUCAAAUGCAACUAUGAAGCAUGAAGGUUAUGCUAUUUCGAUUCAAUGGGAGGGUGAUGCUGGAUCAAUUCAAAUAAAUGGCACUGAUUACUUGCUCAAAAGAUGUCAUUGGCACAGAUCCUCUGAACAUUUCAUUAAUGGCAGAAGUUAUGAUUUGGAAUUGCACAUGGUUCACCAAAGCCAGAACAACGAUGUGGCUGUAGUCGCAUUCCUAUACCAAAGUGGCAAUCCCGAUCCUUUCCUGUCAAAGAUAAGCAACGAUGUAUCCUCCCUAAGUGGCACAAAGGAGGCACGCUUGGGAGUGAUUGAUCCUAGUUUAAUAAAAUGGCCAAGCUCACGAUUUUACAGAUAUAUGGGCUCACUGACGACCCCUCCUUGCACUGAAGGAGUUAUUUGGAGCGUAUACGAAGAGGUACAUUCUGUUUCAAUAGAACAGCUGGGGCUAAUUGAACAAGUCGAUCAUGGGAUGAAUGCAAGACCAUUACAGCCUCUUAAGAAUCGAGAUAUCACGCUCUUUGGUCCGCAGUAG